Bombina bombina (fire-bellied toad) is the source of this 1955-nucleotide messenger RNA. It is a transcript of the gene THEMIS2, whose product is annotated as thymocyte selection associated family member 2. Gene Ontology annotation, biological process: T cell receptor signaling pathway. The transcript is spliced from 6 exons. Bases 30 to 1955 code for a protein of 641 amino acids. Lineage: Eukaryota; Metazoa; Chordata; Amphibia; Anura; Bombinatoridae. The record is from RefSeq and is a predicted model, not a curated record.
CCUUAAGGCUGACACCACAUUUCUUCGCUAUGGACCUUUCAGAGAAUGUUGUGUCCUUGCAGGAAUUUAUUGCAAUGGUUCCUAGCUCAUCCCUGCCCAGGAUCAUAAAGAUUGCCUCUGGGGUUUACCUACAAAGCUCUGUAUAUGAUAUCCAUGGAUCUGAGUGCUGUUUAUCUACUGGUGAUUUGGUAAAAGUCAUUGAAAAGGAGUUGCAGACCGUGUCUUGCGUGGAUCUGUGCACAGAAAUGAGUAGAGAGUUGCCACACAACUUUGCAGGUGAUUUCCAAAUCUGUGUUGAUAAGUGUGUCUAUGACACCCUUGAAAAGCUGAAGAAAGCGUUAUCCUGCGGUGAUUAUACUAUUCCAUUCUGGUUUGCAUCACAGGCUGACAUUAUCAUAGGAACUAAGGUCAUCAAGAAGAACCGUCCCAUUCAAUAUAUAUCAUCUGGCAAAUCUAAAAACAUCCAUUAUGCUAAAUGUCGCACCUGGGACGAUUCCAGGGAACUCUGCCUAAAACUUCCCUUCAAAACACCUGGACAGUUUUACGAAUAUGAAAGCGAAGAAACAUACAAACUAGGAGAAGUGUUGGAAUCCCCAGCAUUGAUGAAGCGCAAUCUAAAAUGCAGUAGUCUUGGGAAAAGUUCCUAUCGUCUUUAUCCAGUGUAUGAGAUGAAAACUAGAAUGCAAAUGAGAAAAGACGUUGUAAAAAUUCCAUCAAGUCUUGAAGUGGAUAUGGUUGACAUCACAAAUCAGUGUGGUGACAUUAACUUUACCUGUCCAUUGUCCCUAACUGAAGCUUUUGAGCAUAAUGAACAGUUCCCUGUGGUAGCAGAAAUCGUAGAGAGCUCUGAAUGUAAUCAUUUUCUAAAGAGUGAAAUUUUCUCUCAUUUGAAAAAAGGUCAAAAGCUCAUCCUUUACAAGAAAACUUUUUCUACAAAAGUGCUAGCUUCAGCCACCAAGAGCAAAGCUUUCAGGUUCUUUUAUAUCCAUGAUGUUUACCAAGGAAAAUUUCGUCAAAGACCAAGGGAAUUCCCAACAGUAUAUGACCUCUGGACCAAAGCAGUGGAAGGAAUUAAGCUUAAUGUUGUAGUGACAAAAGACUGUGAGAGUGUUGAUAAUGCAUUUCCUUCACUUAGCAUUGGAGAUCAUCUUAAAAUACUCUACCCCACCAAAACAAGUAGUGUGUACUCAGAAGAAACAGACAUACUGGUGUGCAGGAAGGACUCAGAGGAUGAUGAAGAAGAGCCAGAGGAAAUCAUGCUCCCCAUGUAUCUUGAAGGACGAUUUGUGGAAGAAGUAGCAAACAAUGCAAAAUUUACCCUUAACAAUAUAAUCCAGAAAUGUAAACUUCCUUGUGAGGUAAAGGCUGUGGUGAAGGACCCAUCCUUGACUACAGAUCCAUUGACUUCAUUUGCCUCAAUUAGACUGGAAGAGUUUAUUGAAGAACCUGUUUUGUUGGCAAGUUUUCUGAAAAAUCCAUCUGAGUGUUUCGAAAUUCCUAUUAAAUGUCUAGAUAUCUCUUUGAUGUUCCUUGAGGAGCCUGUCCCAGACAUAAAAGAACUGACCAGCACCCUGCGUGUGGAAGAGCUGACAGAAUGGUUUUAUUAUGAUCUGCAAAAACAGCUACCUGAAAACGUCCUUCCACCCCCUAGGCCUCCAAAAAGGCAAGUUAAUAUCCAAGUGGAAACUUCACACAAUUUACAUUUGAAAAAAAAGGAACCAGACCUCAUGGAACUAAAGCCACCAGCUCUACCAGAUCGUGUACCACAUAAACGUUGCCCAGUUGAAGCAGUUAAAAAGAACUUAGAAAGUUGUACAUUACAGAACAAGAAUACUUACACAUCUAUGCCUCUGAAGAUGAGUAUUUCUACUGAUGACGAGUUAGAAGAGGACCAUGAUUAUGAAACUAUUCCAACUUUAGAAAACCUGAAGUCAACGCAUGAAAUUAUUUACUGA